AGCGUGUGGUGGAGUCUCGGUCUCUGAGCUCGGAGCCUCGACCUAGGGGGGGGGGAACCUGUUGACCGUGAAGACCCUACACAGAUCGCUGCCAGUGACCACCAUGAGGGGCUUGGUCGCCGCUGCCCUGCUCCUGCUGCUGGUCGUCAUUUGCUGCAUUGAUGUGGAAGCUUAUAAAUGUAAGUGCAACCGGAAAAGUCCGAAGAUCAGCUACAAGGAUGUCAGGAAAGUGGAGACUAAACCGCGUUACCCCUACUGCAAGGAAAAGAUGAUCUAUGUCACCAUGAAGAAAGGAGCUCGAUUCAAGGGUCGCCAGUACUGUUUACAUCCCAAACUUCCGACCACCAGGCAUCUGCUCAAACGGUAUGAAACCUGGAGGGAAGAUCUUCGGGUUUAUGUGGAGUAAAUCCCUCUCCUUUUCCUAAUUUCACUACGAAAGUCUGAUGAAAGGAUCUCCGUCUCCAGCACAAUUGAGCCCUUCUCUCUCUCACACACACACACACACACACAGGUCAGUCAUAGCAGCCGGCUCACAUUGACAAGCAGUUUGCGAACUGUUGUCUGCUCCGUGCUCCAAUCUCCAGACUCUUUUCGUCUCUGAGUGUGUGGGUACAAAUACACGACUAAAAGCAAACGACUUUCUUCAUUAAAUAUGACUUAACUUUGGAUUCCAUUGCCCGAUUUAUUGUAAUAUUUAAUGGCCCACUUGCGACUUUAAACGGUUGGACUAAUUCCAUUUUAUUUGAAUACCAAGAGCUCGUCUUAAGGGGACUGUCCUGUUGUAGCGAAGAAAAUCAUUUAAGAAAACACUAUAUUCUGCUUUUGUCUCUUGGGGGGUGGGUGGGGUUGGGGUGAAAUCAGUAAUCGCAGUUGGAGGCAAUAUUAAAGAUAAUGGGUUAGGCCCAUAGAAAGCGGUGCAGUUAUAGCUGCGCUUUCAUAUAUCUGUAUUGCUGUCAAGUUGUAUUCAUAAUCGCAAUUUACAGUGUACUGUCUGUAAGUAUAGCAGCGUUGACACUUUGUGGCUCGAAUGAAAUUCAAAGUAUUUUCAAAUAAAAUUUAAGAAACUGCAGACAAGUUUUACACUCUAAGAAAACUGCAAGUGAUUAGGGUUUCUAGUCAUUUUGUAUUUACUGUGCUGAGAAUGCACGAGUUGUAAUAAACGUGUUCCUGUUUAAAAUUAA
Chiloscyllium plagiosum (whitespotted bambooshark) is the source of this 1181-nucleotide messenger RNA. It is a transcript of the gene cxcl14, whose product is annotated as chemokine (C-X-C motif) ligand 14. Gene Ontology annotation, molecular function: chemokine activity. The record is from RefSeq and is a predicted model, not a curated record. Gene Ontology annotation, biological process: immune response. Gene Ontology annotation, cellular component: extracellular region. Lineage: Eukaryota; Metazoa; Chordata; Chondrichthyes; Orectolobiformes; Hemiscylliidae.